Dentiscutata heterogama is the source of this 656-nucleotide messenger RNA. The record is from the annotation of a GenBank genome assembly. NCBI's taxonomy places the organism in Eukaryota, Fungi, Glomeromycota, Glomeromycetes, Diversisporales, Gigasporaceae.
GAGUUAUUAGUCUUGCUUCUAUUGCUAGGCUUAUUAUUGAGCAUAUACGCACACCCUUUGAAGUUCAUGUUUAUAAUAAAGAAAAGGUCAAAAAUAUUCAAAGCAUUAUUCUUGUAGGAAGAAAAGGCAGUAGUAAAUCAGCUUUAGCGAAUGUUCUAUUAGAUAAAGAGAAAUUUGCUGUAGUAGAUGGAAGCUCAAGUGGAACUAAAGAAAUACAAGGUGUAGACUUUAAAUGGAAAAGAAGUAAAUAUUAUUUAAUCGAUACAGUUGGAAUAGGUAAUACCUCUGGAUUAUCAGAUAAUGAAAAAAUAGCACUCUUUCAGAAUCUUUGUCAAACAAUAGAAGAGAACAAAAUCAAACAAAUAUUUUUUGUUUAUAAAGACCAUUUUGAAGAUCAUCAGGUGGAAGCUUUAGAAAAAAUUAAUAGAAUUUUUGGGCUAUUUGGAUCAACUUUAAAUUAUUUUACUGAAUUUAUUAGGAAUUAUAAAAUUAUUCAUGUAGAUAAUCCACCAAUUUGCUAUGAGAGUAAAGUGAGAAGCUUCCAAAAAUCUUCAAGACAAAAAUUACUUAACCAUUUAGAAUCAAUUGUUUCUGUUAAAAGUAUUAGGGCUGAAUGCACAGUUAAUAGUAAUGAAGAUGAUAUUUUUAAAAUUUGA